Molecule: messenger RNA, 258 nt
Organism: Lodderomyces jiufengensis
Lineage: Eukaryota; Fungi; Ascomycota; Pichiomycetes; Serinales; Debaryomycetaceae
Exons: 2
Coding region: 1-258 (85 amino acids)
Source: RefSeq, a predicted model, not a curated record
AUGGAAAAGUUGCAUAUGAUGUUGCUGAAGACUAAUCAUGAACAAGAUUUCAAGAAUACUUUAAAUGAUAUUGUAUUGGAAGUUACUAAAAAUUUUGAUAAGUUAACUAAUGCUGAAUUUGAUAGUGCUACAUUAGAUCAAGUUAAAUUAACUACUUCAAUCUUAUCAACUGAUUCAUCCGCCAACAUGUAUUCAUCAAUUGUUGAAUCUCCAAAAAGUAUUAUAAGUUCGAAAUUAUCAAGCUUAUCCAAAAAAUAA